Messenger RNA from Menidia menidia (Atlantic silverside), 3254 nucleotides. NCBI's taxonomy places the organism in Eukaryota, Metazoa, Chordata, Actinopteri, Atheriniformes, Atherinopsidae. The record is from the annotation of a GenBank genome assembly.
UCAUGUUCAUCUGAAAGACGGGUUCUCUGCUCAACUCCUGCAUUCAGACAACCUGCUGCUCUUCUGUAAGUACUGCAGGUAGCGACCAUUCAACUUAUGAAGUAGGUGGGAUCAAGGGAGACGUGUCUCUGCUGGUUCAUUAAAUCAUCAGGACUUAUGAAUGACGACAUAUCACAAUCAGCUGGGACAGAGAGACAUAGAACACGUACUUACAUUAGAAGGGUCCUGUCCUGGUGUAACAGUCUGGGCAUAAUGGUGGCUUUUAAAGGAAUCUGGACCAAGGACUUCUGGAGGGCUGUGUCCGCAGAAUACCUGGCUACUCUAUUUUUCACCCUCCUUGGUUUGGGUUCCACUAUCAACUGGUCUGCAGGGCAAGAAAAGCCCCCCCCAGCUGACCUGGUGCUCAUCUCGCUGUGCUUUGGCCUCAGCAUUGCCACUAUGGUGCAGUGCUUUGGCCACAUCAGUGGCGGCCACAUCAACCCCGCCGUCACUGCAGCAAUGGUGGUUACAAGAAAGCUGAGCCUGGCUAAAGCUGUGUUCUAUGUGGUGGCUCAGUGCCUGGGAGCUAUUACCGGAGCUGGGAUUCUCUACUUAGUCACACCUGCUGCUGUUAGAGGAUCCUUCGGAGUCACCGCGGUGAACUCCAAUAUCUCAGUUGGACAUGCCCUCGUUGUUGAGCUCCUCAUCACAUUUGAACUGGUCUUCACUGUCUUUGCCACCUGCGAUCCCAAACGCACAGACCUCGGAGGCUCUGCAAGCCUUGCUAUUGGUUUGGCUGUGACUAUAGGUCACCUAUUUGCUAUUCCUUAUACUGGAGCCAGCAUGAACCCUGCUCGCUCGUUUGGGCCUGCAGUGGUCACACUCAAUUUUCAGAACCAUUGGGCGUACUGGCUGGGUCCCAUUUUGGGAGGUAUCUUGGCAGCGGGUUUGUAUGAGUACCUGUACUGUCCUGACCCUGUGAUAAAGAAGAGGCUGAAGCAAGUGUUUCAGAAGGACCCAUCAGGAAAAUACAAGGAGGUGGAAACUGACGACCUGGCCAUCAAGCCAGGCUCCAUCCAUAACAUCGAUCUAGAAAAAGCAGAAAAGAAAGAUUCUCCCAGGGACUCAACGGGAGAAGUGUUGUCUUCGGUAUGACUAUCACGUGCACUGGAAAUGGAGACCAAUUUGUAAAAAAAGAAUGACAAUCAAACUUUGGAAUAUCCAUUGAGUCUCUCACCCUCCAAAGGAAUUGCCCACAAAUCAGAAAAUUCUGUCAAUGAUACAAGGGAGCUGUGUAAUUUUCAGUGCCAACACAAUAUGAUAUUACGGCUCAAUCCCACAAACAUCUGCAGCCUGUUCGAUUCACCUUCUGGAAAUCCCUCUGAGUGAUUUUACAGCAGUGUUGUCGUGCAGUGCACUUUGCACACUGCAGAAUGACAGUUUACAAUACAUUGUGUUAAGGACAUGAAGCCGGGUCAACCAAUUAUGAGGGGUCAUCAAGCUGAAUUGGAAAAGUGAAGAAGAAAAUGCAGCCUUGUUAUUUUUGGAUUAGUGUCACAUUCAGUCUGUCUUCUGCAUAUGUUACAAAGGGAGAAAUUGUACGUGUGAUCAUUAAUCUCAUUAUGGAUCCUCAGCAAUGUAAGACAGCUCUGACAAGUUCUAUUAACAAAUUUGCUUCACAGGGCUCUCUAUUUUCAGUGCAUUAAUCGGGAAAACAAUUAUUAUAUUGGAUGAUUACGGUUUUUGUGAAAAACCACCUCCACUAUUAUUGUUAUACAGAGAAUUUGUUUUGGUUUGAUAAACAUUGUCUAUGUAGUUUUUCGUUUUUUACUGUAGAUCUUAUUUUUUAUAACCUUUUCUCUGUGCUAUCUGCUGUAAACCAUGCUUAAAUGAUUAAUUUAUUAAUAGCUUAAUCUGAUUGAUUUUAUGUUGUAUUUUCAGACUGUUGUAUCUUCAGACUUAAAGUUUGACAAGAUGUGAAAGAUAUUAGUUUGUUAUCGUAAUAAAAGAGUCUUAUCUGAUCAUUUCUGCAUAAGGAUUUAGAAUAGUGAUGUAUUUUGUAAUCUCACUUAAAUUAUGUAUCCCAAUUUCCUUAGAAAUGUCUAAUUAGAGAGCUCCCUGCAUAUCGGAACAUAUCUCCACAUAGUCUUAUUCCUGAACAGGAAGUCUUCUAUUUAUACUUCUAUUUUAUACUUCUGUCUUCACAUUUGUCAAAUGUUCUCUGCAGUUUGGAGCAUGCUGCAUGUCGUCAACAUUGCACAACUAUAUAUUCUACCAUUUCCAAGGCUAGACAUAAUGUAAAAUUCAGAAACUUGAUUAAAAAAGUUCAACCAACUUACUCAUAAUACAGUAGUCUCAUCCUCAGAGGAGUUUUAUUUACGUGGCUAUAGCCUCACCUAAAGGCCAAAUUGUGUAUCGCCUAACUUUCAAAAGGGAUCUAUUUGCUUUUGUCCAGACGAGGGCGGCCACGAGCCUUGAAUGGGCAGGCUUCACUGCAGGCCUUGGUAGACAUAUGUCAGUUUUAUUCAUAAGGCUUUGCUGCAUUUAAUUUGAAAUAUGUGCAAACCAUUAAAUCAGAGCUACACAGCAGGUAUUGCUUUGCCUUAUAACAAAGACCCAGAAGUCAAGUAUGAGCGGAGUUAAUGGUGAAGUGCUUUCUGGACCAAUCUGUAUUCUAAGCACUUUUUCACUUUCGUGAAAGUAGUUUUAAAAAUUGCUUGAAUAUUUUCACUCACCCUACCUUAAUUAAAUUGUGUCAAUGCUUUUCUUUGCAUGAGAUUGUCCUGUUUGAGUGCUGCUGCAGCACCAUCUUACCUGCUUCCAUGUUACCUUACAGCUUCAGUGGCUUGAUGCCAGCAUCCUCUCAGCUCCUCUUAAUCAUCUUUAUAGCCCAGAUAAAUUAGCGCAUAAAUCUUAGGUUUCUUGCACCAAUGAUAUCUUCCUUGGACAUACAAUCGAGACUGAGACUCAGAUUAGAUUUAUCGUUUCCUGCUCCUCUGGAGAUUACUGGUAGAUGACCAUGUGAGGGUAGCAGACCCUGUUGCAUUAGAAACGUGGUUUCCCAAUAAUAUAUAAUUUUGUAUUUACUCCAAAUAACAUAUAUAUUAGCAUGAAAGCAAGACCUUUGGGAAAUUUAAUAGUUUUCGCAAUAUCAUACAGUGUCCACCAAAUCAUGAGAUUACAUAAAAAUGCAUUAAUUGCCUUGAUAAACUUCCAAAAGGUUGUUGCAGAAAACCUAUCACGGAAAGGCGACUAAGAAGCAGCAACAAAUAAAC